GUUGGCCGCCACAAGCGACACGAUUGGCCAAUCCAAAGAUACGAGUUUGCAGAUUCGUGGCGAAAGGCCAACAAAUGCAGCGCAAAGGGUCCGUGCGGCAGCCGCCGCGCACGAUCCGAGGCAGCGUCGACGAGAAGGCGCCGUCGCUCGAGACGAUCGAUAAGAAGCCGCGUAAGCUCCGUGACGAGACCAUCGUCAUCCACGUGUGCGACGAGUUUCGCAAAGUCAAUCGGGACUUUACGUGUAACAAGGCGCUGCUGCUGAACAACAUGCGGUACUUUUGCGCCUAUUUAAGCGAUUCGGGCUCGAGCGAGGACAUUGACAUUUCCGUGCACUGCGAUGUCGGCAUCUUUGAGUGGCUCUACAACUACGUUCACGCGGCCAACGGCGUGGGCACGUCACCGCUCACAAAGCUCGGUGUCGAAAACGUCACGCCAAUUCUCAUUUCGUCCGACUUUUUGCAGAUGGACUACCUCGUCAACGAGUGCACGACGUUCAUUGGCACGCACCUCGAGUCCGUCGUGGACAUGCCGGGGGACCUCCUCUGCGUCUCGGAAGGCAUUUUGGACGCGAUCGCGCUCAAGUGCUCGCUCGAACAGCUCGACAUGAUUGAGCCGCGCAAGGAAAAGCUCUGCUACAAGCUCUAUAGCAAGCGCAUCGCCCAUUUGCUCGGGCAUCUCAAGCAGCUUGAGACAGGCCUCGACCAAUGCGCGGCGUGCGGCGUCGUUUACUAUAGCGGCCACGUUCGAGUCUUGCACUGCCAUGACGCGAUCCCGAGUAUCGGGUGCUUUGGGCAAGUGCUUUCUCGCCACGAACCGCGGGACGACUGGAGGGUCGAUCCUUGGCUCAAGGCACUCGCUGCGUCGCCCAAGACGAUGUACUGGAAGCUUUGGGGAGCGCUCCAGUGCUUGUACUGCGUCGAGUGCCACGUUUUUUUCACGGGCUCAGAAAUCAAAGAGUGUUUGCACCACCCCGUGCCAGCGCAUACGUCGGCGCUCGAGGCCUCGACGCACCACGCGUGCUGCGGCGCCCCCAAGUUUGCGGCCGACGCCCGCGCGACCCGCGGUUGCACGUCGAAAGACCACGUGCUCGGUCGCCCGUACGAGGUGCGGGAGUACUUUGCCCCCGAGAGCAACUUGAACCGCCUGCAUGAGCUCGCGACGACCCAUGUCGACCUUCUUGCGCGCGACAAGCCCAGUGCGCCGCCCGUACCGACGGCCCCGCCGGCUGGUGUCGCAGUGCACGACAUGCUGCGCCCCAGCGUCGUAGCGCGCAAGAGCAUGCUGGCCAACGUCGAGGUGCCGAGCGAUCUCAUCAAGAGCCUCAAGUCCAAUAGCGCGGACCUCUCGACGCCGCAGACGCGCAAGCAGUGGAAGAUCGACCUACUGCAAGAGAAGGACCGCAUCCGAGUCCAGCUUCUCUCGUCCACACUGACCAAGAUGCGCACCGAAUACCGUGCUGCGUUUCGGUGAGCCCCGAGCUUUUCGUUUACCAAGCCUUUAUAUCCAUGCACCCAAGCUGCGUCCUACCGCUGUCAGCUCUCUCGCUGUCUUCCACUAAUAGCUGCGACUAAGACUCUGGCACGGAUGCGUGCACAUCAACUAACAGCUACACCAGCUCGGACUGCGAGCUCGGGCUGCGAGCUCAGACUGCUGAUCAUGUAGAAUCAUCUUGGGCGGCGCAGCUGCAUCAACAA
Messenger RNA from Saprolegnia diclina VS20, 1696 nucleotides. RefSeq lists its product as hypothetical. NCBI's taxonomy places the organism in Eukaryota, Oomycota, Saprolegniomycetes, Saprolegniales, Saprolegniaceae. The coding region runs from base 75 to 1472 and encodes 465 amino acids. The transcript has 2 exons. The record is from RefSeq and is a predicted model, not a curated record.